AAAAGGAACGAAAAGAAAAAGGAAGAAAAAAAAAUGAAGGAGGAAACAAACGGCAUGUUCACGACACGAUUUACGGUGUAAUAGAGGAAGUUAUCAUUCCUAACUGAAUCAGAAUGCCGGCUGUUUAAAGUAGAAGGUUUUUCACUCGCGCGCGCGCCGGUGUCGGUAUACAGUGAUGGGCUCGGUCACAUCAGCUCUGGCCAGAACCCGUAACACGCUCGUGAAGGUGGGAUCGGAGCCGCCGUGCGAGGCGAACCCGGACCCAGAUCCGCACGUGGACGGAGAUUCGGGUCACACACGGCGCACGAGCGUCCGUGGAGUUUUCCCGGGCCGGCGCAGGAACAAGGCGCGCGCCAAGACGUCGGCACCCGAGGUGCCGCACGCGCAGGAUGGAGGUACCGAGGUGCAAACGCAGAGCACGACAGAAGACGUGGCUAAUGAAGAUGGAGAAAGCAACAGCAGGCCACCGGCGACUUUUGCACGGUCGAAGUCCCAGAAUGCAUUGUGGAACGCCAUUACAUCUGGGUUGGGAGUCAAGGACAUGGUCAAGGGUCAGAGGAGCAUCGCAGAUGACCCACGUAGCCUGGAGGAGAUACUGGCUGAGGAGUUUCCUUCUGUAGACAGUCCAGAUGCUACGGAGAAAGCCGCCAUCAGAUUGCGAUGUUUGGUGAAACAGCUGGAGAGAGGAGAAGUGUCCCUGAUUGACCUGAAGAAGAACCUCGAAUACGCAGCCUCGGUGCUCGAAUCUGUCUACAUCGAAGAGACGAGGAGGUUGGUGGACACAGAAGAUGAGCUCAGCGAUAUCCAGUCGGACUCGGUGCCGUCAGAGGUGCGUGAUUGGCUGGCCUCCACCUUCACACGUCAGAUGGGGCUGAUGCUGAGACGGACGGAGGAAAAGCCGCGAUUCCGCAGCAUCGUACACGCUGUGCAGGCUGGGAUAUUCGUUGAGAGAAUGUACAGGCGGACGUCCAACAUGGUGGGAUUGAGCUACCCUGCAUCUGUCAUAACUGUGCUCAAGCAUGUAGACAAGUGGACUUUCGAUGUGUUCGCGCUGAACGAAUCAAGUGGUGACCACUCACUGAAAUUUAUCUUCUAUGAACUUCUUACCAGAUAUGACCUCAUCAGCCGAUUCAAGAUUCCUAUUUCAGCUCUGGUGUCCUUCGUGGAGGCGUUGGAAGUGGGAUACAGCAAGCAUAAAAACCCGUAUCACAACCUCAUCCACGCUGCAGAUGUCACACAGACCGUACACUACUUAAUGCUCAAGACUGGCGUGGUGCACUGGAUGACGGAGCUGGAGAUCUUCGCCUUGAUCUUCGCUGCUGCUGUACAUGACUACGAGCACACUGGAACCACAAACAACUUCCACAUCCAGACCAGAUCAGACACAGCGAUCUUGUACAACGACCGCUCGGUGCUGGAGAGCCACCACGUCAGUGCAGCAUAUCGCCUCCUACAGGACGACGACGAGAUGAACAUCCUCUACAACCUGUCCAAAGAUGACUGGAGGGAGUUCAGGGCUUUGGUGGUGGAGAUGGUGUUGUCUACAGACAUGUCGUGUCAUUUCCAACAAGUUAAAGCCAUGAAGAAUUUCCUCCAACAACCAGAGGGAAUCGACAAACCAAAAGCACUUUCUUUGGUCUUACACACUGCUGAUAUCAGCCAUCCAGCCAAAAACUGGGAUCUCCAUCACCGCUGGACCAGCUCCCUGCUGGAGGAGUUCUUCAGACAGGGUGAUAAAGAAGCAGAGCUGGGGUUGCCAUUCUCACCGCUGUGCGAUCGCAAGUCCACCAUGGUGGCUCAGUCUCAAAUCGGGUUCAUCGACUUCAUCGUCAUCCCCACGUUCACUGUCCUCACAGACAUGACGGAGAAGAUCGUCACGCCGCUCAUCGAUGAGGCCACACACUCCAGCCUGAGCGGUUUCCGUAGGUCAAGUCUCAGCAGCAUUUCCACAGCAGAAACCAAGCAGGUGAACAGCCCGGCCUCGGAAAGCAGCGCUUUACACAACUGCUCGCUGCUAGCUGUUGACCUGAAGAACUUCAAGGCCAUUUGGAACGAGCAAGUUCUUCAGAACCGUGAGAGGUGGAAGGCUCGUGCUGCCAAGGAAACAGAGGAGAAGGCCAAACGUGAGGCUGAGGAGAGGUCUCAGCUGGAGGCAGGCCAUGAGGGACAGACAGAGGCAGGGACGGACCAGACGGUACCAAAGAGUGAGGGAUCAGGACAGGAGCCAGAGCCAGAGGGGACGACGAGCGGUCCAAGUGAGACGGAAAACGCCGAAAACAUGCCAAGCACGCAAAGCAACACGCAACUACAUAAUGGUGAGGUGUCGGAGGAUGUGACAUCACCGGGAAGCAAUGAUAGUGAAGACAAAGCACUCGGAGAGACGGAAAAGGAAUAGCGAAGGAUGGGCGCUGGAUGGAGAAUGUCUAUACUGUUUAGACCUCUACAUUUGCCUCCUGCUCCUGUCCUCCUGGCACUGUGUGUGUGUGUGUGUGUGUGUGUGUGUGUGUGUGUGUUCUGAAGCUCCACAGCACCCUCCGCUGGAUAAACCUGUGCUUAGACUGCUUCCUUCUUUCAGAAAGACUUUCGAUUGCUCUCUGUUACUCCAUUGACUUUCUUAAAGGCAGAUCCGUUGAGAAGGUUGGUGUGUGAGGCAGCCGAAGGAGUCAGCCUUCUUUUUAUCGACACUCGUCUGUCACAAUGUCUCAACGCCUGGACUGGCUGGCGAAUACGCAACCAGCUGCCGUCACAUUCACUGGAUAUUUUUAUUUUUAAUUUAAUUUUUUUUGAUGUCUGUUAUUUUUUACGGAAAGAAAACAUCGAGUGCCUUCGUCUAUCUGCCGUUUGUUUCUCCACCACUUCUCUUUUUCGUUCUUUCCUUCUUCCUGUUUUUCUUCCAGCGUCAGCACGUUUGCUCGUCUUUUCUAUUAGAAGCAGAAGCUGACUCAGGUCGUUUCUGCUCUCUUAAUGCCUUUGCUUGAGCUCUUGUCAUUCGAAACGUUAUUUAUUUGCUGCUUCCUGACUGCUCAGCAACCUCAUUCACAAAACAGCCAUUUUUUUCCAAUUUGCCAGCUGCUUAAAUUGCACCACAUUACACCAGGAACUCAAGUAGAGAGAUUUAAUGCAUUUCAAAUAAAGUUAUUUAUAUACAUUCGUCAGAUGAACUUACCAAACAGAACAUUUUGCCUAAUUAAUAUUUGUUGCCUUAAUAAUAAAUAGUGUUUAUAUCUUACUUGUAUUUUUAAAAUCGCAUGCCAUCUACGUGUAGUACGUCAAAAAAGACCGGACGUGUCGUAAUAUCGAAGGCAAACGACGAGAAUGACACGAUGAGUAAAAUAGUCAGCAAAGUGGUGGUGGAUGUGACUUGACACAAAACGAAGUUACUGUUAUACCACCUGUUAUACAACUCUUAGGAUUUGCCAAAGGCAUCGGUUAAAGAACGUCAAAGUCGUCAUACUUUUUAUCCACAUACCAUUGACCUGAGAGUCAAAUAAGUUCCUGUUAUCCUACAUUCGUCACUAUCUCUCAUUUGGAGUUAAACUACUGACUUGUUACAAAAUCACCGACACUGGAGACUCCUUGCCGAAAUCUCUAUAGAGAACACUUGACCAUAUCAACAUGAAUUCAUUUACCUUCUGACCAAUCAGAUUCAAGAAUUCAGCAGCGCACUGUAUCACAUCGUGACACACUUUCAGAAUACAGGAUGACGAAAGUGAAAGUGACGAAAGUGACGUGACGUAUGGCUAAGUACGGUGACCCAUACUCAGAAUUCGUUCUCUGCAUUUAACCCAUCCGAAGUGCACACACACACACAGCAGUGAACACACACACACACACACACCGUGAACACACACCCGGAGCAGUGGGCAACCAUUUAUGCUGUGGCGCCCGGGGAGCAGUUAGGGGGGGGUUCGGUGCCUUGCUCAAGGGCACCUCGGUCGUAGCGGGCCCGAGACUCGAACUCACAACCUUAGGGUUAGGAGCCAAACUCUCUAACCAUUAGGCCACCACUUCCCACGGAUAAACACACUCUAAUAAAGUUCCACCAAAAUGCUCUCCAAAAAAGGUCUUAUCAUUUUAUAUAUCAUGAUAUCAAUAGUUUCCCAUUUAAAAAUGUAAAAAUGUCUCUUUGAAUCUCUUUGACCGGAAAACCUUGAAAAAGAUAAAUUAAUCACGCACAUUUUUAUAAUUCAAGCUGCUGCAUUUCCCAAAGCAGGGCUUUAAACUUUAUGAUGGAAAAAAAAGACACUUCAGAUUCAGUCAUGUGGAAUAAUGAUACAUACAUGGCAACAAACACUCGAAUGUAAUCUUGCCUCGUGGCUCUACACUUUUGAGUGUGACAGUAUAAAAGUAUCAGCUUAUAAACCAUAACACAGCUUAUGCCACAAGUGGAUUAGUUUAUACCGUUACAUGCAAAUUGAAAAAAUACAACACACUCAAAACUUUCAACACACUCUAGUGUGUAUGUGCAUUUUACUGGACACUUGAUCAAGAGAUCAAGCCUUCAGAAAAAGUGGCUGUAUUUUCUAAUCAACCCAGUACACGUCGAUUCGCCUUCACAUGGUAUUACAGUCAGUAACACUGCAGGAAAGUCAGUAGCACCGCAUGACUGUGGGUUGUACCACAGGACAGCUGAUUACCUAACAGGACAGUCGUUCGCUCCACAGGAAAGUCUGUUGCUUUACAGGAUAUCCAGUUACGCCACAUUACAGUCAAUCUCACCACACUAGAGUGGGUUGCUCCAAAGGACAGGCGGUCAUAUGGCACGACAGUCAUUUGCACCACAUUACAGUCAGUCAGACAGCAGGACAGCUGUACCAAAGGAGACAAUUAGUCACAGACAAUGAUCAGUCAGUUGCACCGCAUGACUGUAGGUUGCACCACAGGACAGCUAAUCACCUAGAAGGACAGUCAGUUGCUCCACAGGAAAGUCAGUGACUUUACAGGACAGUCAGUCACACCACACAAGAGAGGGUCACUCCAUAGGACAACCGGUCACAUCACAUGACAGUUAAACAGCAAGACAGCUGUACCGAAGGAGAGAGUCAGACAGACAUGGAUAGUCAGUCACCCCACAUGACAGUCACUCGAAUGUCAUGGUAGUUACACUGCAUGAGUCGGUCCCACGACAAGGCAGUCAGUCACACCACAUGCCAGACAGUUACACCCCAUGAUAUUCGGUGGCACCACAAGACAGUUGCACCACAUGAUUCAGUUAGGACAGUCAUUCACACCACAGUUAAACGACAGCGACUUUUGUCCAGGUACACAGAUAAAUGAUUGACGACAACGACUACAUAUAUUAUAGCUGUAAAUAAAAUGUAGAUAUUAACCAUACCACUGUGCAGUGUCGGCAAUAUCUACAACGUGAGGCAGUGAAUUUCAACUUCUGGUACUCUGUUAUGUGAAAUAGGUCUUGUUUGUUUUUUCUUCAUUCAUCAUGCUGGUAUUGUUCCCUGCUAGACUCACUGACCUCUUCUGUCUUCUCUGCUGUAUAAUACAUUUAGAAAUUAUUAUGCAUUUAAAAAAAAAACGCAACGUCAAAAAGUCGUAAUAACCUAGGGGCCUGAUUUGUGCUACCUUGCGUGCUCAUUCGUGGGUUCCUAGACUCACUGUGUGAUUUUUUUAAUUUAUUUCUGUACUUAUAUUAACGUGUCCCAAAUUAGAACCUGUAAAUAACUGUAUAGUUUAGUCGGAUUUUUUUAUUUGCAUACUGUACACACAUAUUACUACGUGUAUGUAUAUUUAUGUUUUUUUGAGUUAAAUGAACAAAAUGUUAGCACAUAAUGUGGCCGAAGAAAGAUCUUUUCUUUUUUCUUUUUCCUUUUUCUUCUUCUUUUUUUUUUUUUUUAACCAUUUUAUGGGAAAAUGGUUUUAGUGUUUCUACUGAAGUCUGUAAUCUGAAUGGAUGUGAAAUGCAUUUAACACGAUUAUAAUUAUCGAAAAGUUUACCUAAGAAAGAACAAAUUCCAGCCAGAGGGUUGAGAUCGUGUUUGACUGGAACGUCUGCUUUGCUUGUUGGAAACCAGGUUGAUUUGUUUGUCACUGUUGAUUUGUACUACGUAUUUAAUAAGCAGUACAGUACGUCUCCCCUGUGUACACACACACACACACACACACACACACAUCAUAUAUGUAUACGUAUAUAUAUAUAUGUAUAUAUACACGAUGCCCUAUAAAAGCAAACCACAGUAACUAUACCAGCACUGAAACUGAGAAAAACAUGUUAGUUUAUUUGGGUCAUUAAACUUAGAACCAUGUCACUGGGAUCAUUUGGUACGUCAUGGUUAAUAUUUUCAAAUACGAUACGCACGAAAUGGAACACUUUGCAGACAUGGAGUAAAGCACAUACCGCAGCAGUUUGACAAACUAUUAUGGCUCCUUCACUAAAUGAUAACCAUUUUUUAACACAUGAUUUUAAGCAUUGAAAAAAAAAAUCCCAGCUACCUUUUUUUUUUGUUCAUGCCAAUUGUUUCAUUCUUGUAAAGAGCCAUUUUUCCCCUAAACGGAUGUACAAAAAGUGUGUUCUAACAAAUUUACACUCGAAUUGUAGUUACUGUGUUUUGCUUUUUUUCUUUUCAGGCAGCACUGAUGAAUUUCCAGCUCUUACACAGGUACCAAACAUGUCAGCAACUAUUUAAUCAAUAUUUAAAUGAGCUAGAAAUAUUACCAAAAUGUCCAGGACACAUGAGUUUAGCCCUUACAUAUACGCCAUGAAUUCAUAGAGAUUUGUUGUGUAGUAUGUUUAGGCGAGGAAAUAAGUUUGGGAUUCAAAUUUACUUUAUGAUAAUGAACAGAGUCCAAGUUUGAAUGAAAUGUGAGGGGUAAAAAUGGCUGCCAUUUGUAAUGUGAUGUUGUCCACCAGGGGGCAGUGUGUUUAUAGGACAGAAGGCUGGAAACUACCUGUGCUUAGACUUACACAACACGUGUGCUGCAUGUACUGUUCAUGUACAACAGGCUUACCUGUGAGUGUGUGUUGCUAAAUGAACACACACAAACACACACACACACACACACAUAAAUUUAUUUAUUGCAUGUCUAUAUAGUAUGUCCGGGUACAAAAUGCUGCACUUCUGCAAGUAGUGUGUUUGUAUAUGCAGUUGUUUCAUAUGGACAAGUGUGUGUGUGUGUGUGUGUUCUAGACACCUGGCCUUACAAAGCACUUCACAAAUUUGUAGCAUUCAUCAUAAUGUCUCACAUGCAUGGUGGUCUGUAUAUGGUGAUGUAAUUUGGGAAAAUUCUACAAGAAUUCUACAAUGUGACUUUCUGUGUCAUUUGUGUGUGUGUGUGUGUGUGUGUGUGUGUGCAUGUGUGUGUUUGUGGAUGUUAUUUACAUUAUACAUUCUGCUUAAAUACCUGUAAGAUGGCAUACAUUUUAACUAGGCCUCGGUGUGUGUGUGUGUGUGUGUGUGUGUGUGUGUGUGUGUGCAUGAGAGAGAGAGCUGACCUUGUGCAAUCCUAAACGCUGACACUGUGAUGUGUAGAUGAGAGAGACAGAGAGACUGAACGGCCAUCAUUCACAAUAAACAUGAACUCAAAGGGCUCUGAACAAAA
Molecule: messenger RNA, 7551 nt
Organism: Tachysurus vachellii
Lineage: Eukaryota; Metazoa; Chordata; Actinopteri; Siluriformes; Bagridae
Gene: pde1cb
Product: phosphodiesterase 1C, calmodulin-dependent b
Exons: 18
Coding region: 176-2395 (739 amino acids)
Biological process (GO): signal transduction
Molecular function (GO): 3',5'-cyclic-nucleotide phosphodiesterase activity
Source: RefSeq, a predicted model, not a curated record